Plasmodium gonderi is the source of this 1458-nucleotide messenger RNA. Its product is annotated as PST-A protein. Lineage: Eukaryota; Apicomplexa; Aconoidasida; Haemosporida; Plasmodiidae. The coding region runs from base 1 to 1458 and encodes 485 amino acids. The transcript has a single exon. Gene Ontology annotation, cellular component: membrane. The record is from RefSeq and is a predicted model, not a curated record. Gene Ontology annotation, molecular function: lipase activity.
AUGGCUAGAAGUAAUUACUAUGAUGAAACCAUUUUAUCUACAACCACGAAACUAGAGGGGCAACCCAAACAUGGCUGUUUCUUCAAUAAGGAUAGUUUAUUAUUGAGAACAUAUGGAUGGUUAGUUCAAAAUGCCAUUGGUAUUAUAAUAUUAAUACAUGGGCUAAAUUCACACGCAAGACUAACAUUUUUAAGACAUAAUGUUGAAAUAGUGAAUAAUGAUAAGGCUAUAUUAAAAGAUGAAAACAAUUAUUAUAUUUACGAAAAUAGUUGGAUAGAGCAUUUUAAUAAUAAUGGUUAUUCGGUAUACGCUUUAGAUUUGCAGGGGCAUGGACUGUCGGAUGGAUGGGAAAACUUAAGUCUUAACAUUAACGAUUUUGAUGAUUUAGUGUAUGAUGUAAUACAAUAUAUUAAGCAAAUUAAUGAUGAAAUGAACUUAGAAGAUGAAGAAGAUCAUUCUAUAGCAACGUUUGAUGGCAGUGAUUAUGACGAAAGUAAAGUUGAUGAUGAGAUUGGAUGUAAGAAUGGUGAGUGCAACCAUGAUGCGUGUAGUAAUGAUGCGUGUAGUAAUGAUGCGUGUAGUAAUGAUGUGUGUAGUAAUGAUGAGUGCAGUAAUGACAAGUGCAGUAAUGACGAGCGCAGUAAUGACAAGUGCAGUAAUGACGAGCGCAAUAAUGAUAAAUACAAUGAGAGUAAUUCAGGGAACAAUACUGAAUGUAUUUAUGGCAAUAAGUGUAACAACGAUAUCAAAUGUAAUAAUAAUAAUGAACAUGACAGUAGUGAAUAUACCAACAAUGAACAUAAUAUAAAUGGUGAGUGUAAAAAUAAGAAGAGAGAUCCACUUCCAAUAUACCUACUUGGUCAAUCAAUGGGAGGAAAUAUUGUUUUAAGAACAUUAGAGAUAUUAGGAAAGUCACAAAAAGAUGGGAAAGAAAAAUUAAAUAUUAAAGGGUGUAUCUCAUUAUCUAGUAUGAUUUGUUUUCAGAAAAUAGCUUCACCGCGUUCAUAUAAGUAUAAAUAUUUUUAUUUGCCUUUUACAAGAUUAAUUAGUGGUUUUUUUCCAACGUCAAGACUGGUUACAAAAAUGGGUUUUAAGAAAUAUCCUUAUCUUAAUGAUCUUGCUAAUUAUGAUAAAAUUCGGUGCAAAAAUGGGAUAACUUUAAGAUAUUGGCAUGAACUAUUAAAAGCAACCAGUAACUUAGAGCAUGAUAUGGAACUUAUUCCAAAAGAUAUUCCUAUAUUACUAAUUCAUUCAAAAGAUGAUAUUUUUUGCUAUUACAAAGGAGUAUUAUCGUUUUUUAAUAGAUUAAUUAAUGAUAAUAAAGAACUUCUUACAUUAGAAGACAUGGAGCACGGAUUGACGAUAGAGCCUGGGAACGAAAAGGUUUUAGAAAAAGUGAUGGAUUGGAUUACCAAUUUAAGCGCAAAAGAAGAAAAAGAAGAAACUCACAGAAUAUAA